CAAUUACGUUCACUAUUAAUAUUAUCAUCGCUAGGCUUCCUUAGAUUGCCACCGGCAGCAGACUGUGACAUUUGUUUUCCUAUUUUAACUAUAUUUUAUAUAAUAUCAUUAAAAAAAUUUAGGAAAAGAAAGAAUUUAAACAAAGCGUGGUCAAAAAAAGAAAGAAAGAAAGAAAUAGGUAGGGGUUGAGAAAUGAUAGUUUCCAAAUGAAUUAGGUAUUACGCAAAGCCACAAAUUGCCGUUGGGAGAAGCGGACUAUCUGUCUCCUUCUCUAACCCAAUUCCUAAUCAAUCCGAUCUCAUACACCAAACCCUAAUCCUUCUUUUUAAUCAAAAUUAAACAAUACAUAUCAUUCUCAUUCAGAAUUUCCAUUUCUCGAACAAGAAGAAGGAAAGAAGAAGAAGAAGUAGAUCAAAUGGAUGCGCCUAGCUCAUGGGACGCUUUACGGAAACAGGCAAGAAAACUUGAAGCUCAGUUGGAUGAGCAGAUGAAUUCAUACCGUAAACUGGUUUCCUCAAAGGGCUCUAUAAAAGUUGAUGCUGCAGAGAAUGAUCUUGAAUCUGGUGUAGAUCGACUCUUAAAGCAGCUUCAACAAGUGAAUUCACAGAUGCAAGCGUGGGUGUCAUCUGGAGGUUCAGAAAUGGUUUCUCAUACCUUGACUCGGCAUCAAGAAAUUCUUCAAGAUCUCACUCAGGAAUUUCAUCGUCUCCGUUCCAGCCUGAGAGCUAAGCAAGAACAUGCUUCACUUCUUGAGGAUUUUAGAGAGUUUGAUCGGACAAGGUUAGACUUGGAAGAUGGUGUUGGUUCUACGGAACAAGCUCUUCUUAGAGAGCACGCAUCCAUUGGUAGAAAUACAGGACAGAUGGAUAAUGUGAUUUCACAAGCUCAAGCAACUCUUGGUGCACUUGUACUACAACGUUUAACUUUUGGGGGAAUCAAUUCAAAGCUCAGCAAUGUCAGCAGCCGCCUUCCAACGGUAAACCACAUUCUUACUGCAAUAAAGAGGAAAAAGUCGAUGGAUACCAUAAUACUUUCCCUGGUUGCAUCAGUUUGCACUUUUCUCAUCUUUAUUUAUUGGUUGACCAAGUAAGAACGUCAUAUCAUGUGGGUGCUUGUGGUGAAGCAGCCCUAUCCAUUGACUGUUAAACGAGGGUUGUGGAUUUUGGCGUGUCUAUGGUGGCAUCACUAGUGGAGAAUAUAUUGUAAUUUUUUCUUUUUUAUUUUUAUGUCCAUAAAAAGUAAAAUGUCAUUACAAAAUUUGUGUAGACAAAGAUGAUCAAUAGGAGGCUGAGACUGUGAUAUUGCAUUGUUACUUUCCACUCGUACUUGGCCCUGGAUUAACCAGGGACAGGGUUGUUAAAUAAGCUAUGUUUUGUAAUCUCUGUUUUUCGUGAACGGCCUGAAUCACAUUUUGUAGUACAAGGGGUAUGAAUCCAGAAAGAAAAGGAAUUUGUUAUUAUAGAA
Messenger RNA from Ricinus communis (castor bean), 1464 nucleotides. Its product is annotated as Golgi SNAP receptor complex member 1-1. The record is from RefSeq and is a predicted model, not a curated record. Gene Ontology annotation, molecular function: SNAP receptor activity. Gene Ontology annotation, biological process: vesicle fusion; endoplasmic reticulum to Golgi vesicle-mediated transport. NCBI's taxonomy places the organism in Eukaryota, Viridiplantae, Streptophyta, Magnoliopsida, Malpighiales, Euphorbiaceae. Gene Ontology annotation, cellular component: Golgi medial cisterna; SNARE complex; Golgi membrane. The coding region runs from base 416 to 1090 and encodes 224 amino acids. The transcript is spliced from 5 exons.